CAGGACCAGCUGUACCGCGUGCUGCUGCAGCUGGCCGACCUGCCGUCCGGCCCCCCGGGUCUGCGGGGCGCUGCGUGGCGGCUGCUGCAGCAGCUGCCCACCUGCCGCUGGGUGCCGGGGGGGCUGCUGGCGGCGGCGCUGGCGGCAGGGGGGGAGCAGCAAGGGGGGCAGCAGGCGCUCAGGAGGCAGCUGAUGGGAGGGGAGGCGGAGGAGGCGGCAGGAGGAGCAGGGGGGGUGGCGAGGCCGGCCCUGCUGCUGUACUCGCUGCAGGCGCUGUACGCGCUGAUGCAGCCCUCCUACCCGCCCGAGCUUCUACCCCUGGUCUACAAACCCUGGCAGCAGCCGCAACAGCAGCAACAGCAGCAGGGGGGCCCGGGUGACCCGCCCGACUUGGCACCCACACACCACCCGGACAUGCAACCACAACCCCAGCAACCCCAGCAGCCACCUCCGGAUCCCAUGGACGCCUCCACCACCUCCUCCCUGGACUGCUGGUGGCAGGUGGCUGCGGGGGGUGGGGCUGCGGAGCGGCUGCUGCCGGUGCUGGCGCGCUGCGUGCCGCUGCUGGCGGAGCUGGCGGAGCGGGUCAUGCA
This is a messenger RNA of Astrephomene gubernaculifera, 593 nucleotides long. NCBI's taxonomy places the organism in Eukaryota, Viridiplantae, Chlorophyta, Chlorophyceae, Chlamydomonadales, Astrephomenaceae. The record is from the annotation of a GenBank genome assembly.